This is a messenger RNA of Pseudovirgaria hyperparasitica, 2207 nucleotides long. RefSeq lists its product as uncharacterized. The transcript has 6 exons. The coding region runs from base 264 to 2027 and encodes 587 amino acids. Lineage: Eukaryota; Fungi; Ascomycota; Dothideomycetes; Acrospermales; Acrospermaceae. The record is from RefSeq and is a predicted model, not a curated record.
GAUCUGCUUGAUAAUCCUGGUUAGCGCAAUAGUUAUACCACGAGAGCACAUGAAUACUCUGUGCUGUUUCCUCUCACCUGGAAACUGGCUUCUCCCUCGAUCGCUCGGCUACAUCUCCAACACUUCCUCAUCCUCUCCGCUUCCGCAGGAGAAGUAACAAGACUCUUUGUUCCUUCCAUUCAACUAGCUUUCCUACCAUCGAAACAGCAUCCUCGAUUCCUCAUACGCUCAGACAAGACUACGACUCAAACUCGGGUGCUAAAAUGGAGGAAGAACUGAGCGAAGAAGAGCAAGUCUUUCGACAAAAUCUCCUCGAGCGCAUCGACGGAAUCAAAGCGGCAGGAUCCUUUGCAACUGGCAGUGUUCUUGAUUCCUGCCCGAUCCCAGGCAUCUGCGUGGAUAGCGGAGAGCCUAUUGCAGUACCGCUGUCGGAAGAAGCAGCUCAAAAUCUUGCCAGCAAAAGUGAUAAGGCACCCUUUGGCAAGCGUCAAGAAACGCUAGUCGACGAGACGGUGAGAAAGACGUUGCAGAUUAGCGCAGAGAGAAUCACCUUCCGGAAUCUUCAAUGGGAUGGUUUUGUCAACAAACUUGUCGAGCGUGUUGUUCAAGAGCUUGGAGUACCACCACCUGCUGGUGCCGGAACCAAUGUUCGUGCCGAGCUAUACAAGCACCUUCUCUACGAACCAGGAGCCAUGUUCAAGCCUCACAAAGAUACUGAGAAGAGCCCAGGCAUGUUUGGAACACUAGUUAUCUGCCUUCCUUCAGAACAUACGGGCGGCACAGUAUGCUUGCAGCACGGGGAAGAUUCAUUAGAACUGUCUACGGCUGAGACCUCAGCGUAUGGUUCCUAUUACCUUGCUUGGUAUACAGAUGUCACCCAUGAGAUCAAGCCAGUCCAGACAGGAUACAGAUGGGUCCUUACGUAUAACCUCAUCAUCGAUUACGAGUGCCCUCGCCUUUCAGCCUCGGUGCUGGAUUCUCAGAUCCAAAAUCUGGUAGAAGCCCUGUCACCGUGGGAAACGCUACAAUAUCCGCCAGACUUUCUUGCCUAUCCUCUCGAUCAUCAGUACACGCCAAGAAACUUGCGUCUUUCUAGCCUGAAAGGCCUCGAUUACCAACGCGUUCGCUGCCUUGCCAACAGCUGUGACCGGCACGGCGGAUUCUACCUGUUCCUUGCCCAGCUCGACAAGUACAGGAGUUGGCCAAACGACGAGGAGGGUGAAUACAACAUGACUUGCCGGAAGUAUCUGCACCAUGUCUGCAGCCUCGAGGGCUUCGAGCUAUCUCCACUAGAGGUGGACAUACACAAGACCUCGCUUUUGGACUCCAUCAGCUAUGAAAGAGACCCGGACUUUCGCGCCGGCGGAGAAUAUAUGGGAAACCAACAUGGUGACAUAGAGGAAACCUACUCGGACAUGGUGCUUGUUAUUGUACGGACAGACUCCCUGUAUGCCCCCCUCUUUGACCCGGAUUCUCCUCAAGAUGCGGGCAAAGUUAUGAAGCAUUUACAAGCGGGUAUCAACGACAGCAACAAGACGACGCUGCAAAGAAUACUUCUCCGCCUUUGCCGCAUAAUCUUGGAUCAAGGGUUUGCCGCCGGGGCGGCGAACGAUGCGUACCUCGGUUAUGCUGCAGUCACCGCUGCAUUUCUCGGCAAUUGGCCUCUCUUCGAGGAAGCGCGGAAAAGAACUCUCAACGCCUGGAAUUAUGACUCUUGGUCUGCACUUGGUGGACUCAUUGAUCUCCAAGAUCCCCCAGUUGAGGUAGACGACAUCUUCAGGUCCUUGAUAAAAUGUGGCACGUUCUGCCGUAUCUACAAGAGUCUAACCCAUUUCUACAACGGGUUUCGUGGAAACAGCGUCGGUCAAAAAGACCCAGCGAAGGCGGAGUACUGGAAGCAGUGGUACAGCGACACACUGAUUAAGACGCUUGAUAUGUGCGACAAUUGCAGGGGAGAGGAAGACGCUGCCACAAUCAAAGAAAUUGUUAUGGACCUCAAAAUCCAAUACACACCAGAACAGCGGUAAGAUAAUCCGAGUUCCUCUGUAUUUGGGUUCUAGCAUCCUCUGUCAACUAGUGGAGUCAAGGAAUUCGUGAAUGCACUGAACGUCGAGCUCCUCCUCGAACUAUCGAAUCCGAAAAAUGUCCGGAAGGAAUUCCUCCGCAACCUAUUUGGCGUUAUUUCAAAAUUCGCAAUCUCGACGUUC